Molecule: messenger RNA, 5861 nt
Organism: Labrus bergylta (ballan wrasse)
Lineage: Eukaryota; Metazoa; Chordata; Actinopteri; Labriformes; Labridae
Source: RefSeq, a predicted model, not a curated record
AAAAGCGUUCGGUCGUUUUUUUCGCAGGUUGGCAUGGAUUUGAAGAGGUAAACAGUAAACUUCUAGGGCUGAUAUUGCACUAUGUGUCGUUUCCCCUCCAUUCUUUAGGCUUUUAUUAUUCAAGCAGCAUUAACUUUACGAUUAAUAUGUCUCCUAAAACGGUGUUUGAUGGGAGGGAAAGCCUUUAACACAGUGUAGGUAGAAAACAAUAACUAUCAGAGCUGCUGCGCUUCCUGCUGUUCUCUUGUGAAAUGUCCUCUCGCAUGUUUGAUGGAAAUGAAGAGAAAAGUGGGAAAAUUGAGGCCGAGUCCGAACGAAGAGGCUCGGAUAAUACGGGAGGAACAUGAGAGGAGGAGAAAACUGCGAAUCCAACAGGUGAGGGAGCAGCAGCGGAACAUUGCGCUGCACAUCCGCCGGGAGGUUGAGCAGAGGCGGCAGCGAGAGCUGGAGAAGCUGGGAGAGGAGUUGAGGGUGGACUGGGAGCGACAACAGAGGGAGAAACUCGACACACUGCAGAAGUUAUACCAAGAGAGCCUCCAACUUCUCGGGCAGGGACACAGGAGUGCUAAAGAAAAUGAACUGGACUUGGCAGCCUUAGCUCGAAAGGAGGAAGAAAAUCAUGCCAAAGCAGCGGAGCGUCAUCGAGAAGCCUUAAAAGAGCUCAAAUCACAGAGGCUUAAAGAUCAUGAGAGGCAAAACAGGUGCAUCAAUACCAGAAAGAAGGCACUGCAGGCAGAAAAAGAAAGAGCAGCUAAAGUGGCCAGUCUCCCACCGCCUCCACCGAACCCCAUUCAGAACAUCGAUGCCAAGAAGCCUCAUGUUGUAAAGAAAUCUGAUGUGAGCGCCUUUGCUGCCACACAUUACCACAUGCCUGAAAGCACAGUGGACAGAGAGGAGGAGACAAUGCAGCCUGAUGCCCAUGAGGGAGCUGAGCUGGAGGUGAGGAGACUGCAGGAUUUACAGAGGGAGGAGCAGAGGAGGAGGGAGGAGCAGCUUGAGAAGGCUCGUCUCAGGGGGAAGCAGGCUCUGAGGAAGGAACAUCUUGUGCAGGAUCGUGAGCGCUUGCUUGUUGAACUGGAGCACAUGCAGCAGACAGAUCUGCUGAGGAGGAGACAGCAGGUGGCACAUAUGCCUCCUCAGAUCUUCCAGCCUCUCUAUAAAAGGCAGGAGACGAGAGAGGACUUCCAGAGGGAGAUGGAGUUUGCCUUCGAGGACAUGUAUACUGGAGAGAGAAGAGUAAAAGGUGACCUGGUGGUCCAGCUGGUACCCGAGCCUCUGCCUGCUCUGUCCACAGACAGCCAGGACCAAGCGCUGGACGUCACACUGGAUGAAAUCUCUUCACCAGAAGUAGAAAGCACACAGCAAGAAGCUGCGAGCAGCGAGUGUGGAACAUCUGCACAAGAGGUGCCCUCCAAACGUGCCCCAGACGGGCAGCGAGACACCACCAUAGACACCGGCUCUCUGACCAGUGAGGAGAAGGAACACCUGCCCCCCGCAGAGCUCCCGGAGCCUGACAGCUCGCCAUCAGCAAUGGCGACAGCAGAGCCCGCUGCAGCAGAUACUCUACAUCCUGAUGGACUGCUCAACAGAAUCCAAGAGUUUGAAGAAGCACGAAAGAAACGGGAAGAAGAAUUAGAGAGGGAGAAGCGGCAGCAGGUGGUGUUGCUCCAGGAGCUGGAGGAGCAGAAAGCCAAAUUGGAGCAGAUGCUGCUUGAGGCCCGGCAGGAGAGAGAACACCUGAAGACUGCUGUGACUGAAGAAGUACCUCUUGUUCCUCCUUCAGGUGAAGAUGACCACAGCAGCAGGAUACGAGAGUACCAGCAGCGACUGCUUGAACAAAACAGAACUCACCAGAGAUCAGUGGAAGUCGCUCGCCAGCGCCUGGAGGAAUACCAGCGAGCUCUAAGAAUACGAUACAACAUGACUGCUGCAUCCUCAUGGUCAGCUGUUGUACCUCCAGGUGUCGUUCACCUACCUCCUCAAAGUGCUCCACCGGUACAUCUUCCAGCUCCUCUCCUACUGCCUACGACUCCUGCAGUUUCUGCAUACACCCGUGCUAAACCACAAACCUCUGUGCAAGUUCCCACUAAAGAGUCUGACGUGUUGUCCUCUCCUCCAUACCUUACUGGCUCCAGUUUGAGGGUUGGCUCCAGGUUGUUGUCAGAUGAAGGGGAGUCAGUGUCAGAACAUUCUAGUAACCAGAGACCAGAAGUCACCGCCUGGCUGACUGACAACAUAAUGGAGAAAGUAACAAGGCACCUCAGAGAGCGAGAGGGACCCUCCUCCUUCGCCUCAGAGCCACUACCUUACAAAGCACAAAAAACACACCAAUCAGCCAGCAUCCCACUCCAGCCAACCUCUGAUACCACCACAAGCCAAAGAAUCACAGAGGACGUAACUGCUCACCUUUUAGGUCGUGAAGAGGUUAAGACAGUCCUCCCCCCGCAGACUGGAUCCCUCAGCUCAAGAGAAGACGACAUGGAGACGCAGAGACGGGAGCUGCAGGAGGUCCAGAGACGGUUCCUGGAGCAGAGGGAGUUGUUAGCGCUGCAGGAGAGACAGCAAGAAGAAGAACGACGCAGACAAGAAGGGGCGAGGGAGCAGAUGAGGCGAGAGAAGGAGACACUGCAGGCUCUGAUUCAAAAUGAUGCAGAGCCACCUUCAGAGGCUUCCAGUGAAGUGUCGGUUUCAGACGACAUCAGCCAGACUCGUCUCAAAAUACUUGCUUCUCUGCUGAGAGCUAUAGAGGAGACGAAUGGAGGAACUUUAUCACACCUAGAAGAAGAUCCUCAGGAGAGAGAACAUCCCCCUUCUAACAAUGAAGAGAUGGUCUCUCUGAGUGAUAUUCCUGCUGGACCGUCCUCGGCAUCAGUCCCUUCCCAAGGACUCCUCCUCGCUCCUCCUCGAGCCGCGAAGCCCCCAGUGACCCGCGUCCGGCUGGGCAUCAUGGAGAUGACUGCGCAACAUGAGCUCAGUGUUAUUGAAGAGGUGGAGACACCAGUCAACACCAGUCUUGUAGCAGGCCCAGAGGAAAGCUUGAGGGUUCCUUUGGGCACAGCAGGCUGGGAUCCACGGGAGGGAUCAGAAUCAUCUCUGACAUCUGACAGCAGUUUGCAGACACCGUCUAUGGCCAGCAGAGGGCAGCAGACCACCGAAAGCCAAACUGGCUCUGGGGUGAGCUCGAGGACAUCCAGCUAUCUGGCCUGGAGAGAGAGACUGUUAGGGUCAGGGACAUCUCCUGAGUCCUCAGAGUCUGAUUCAGCACGUCGGAUAUUUUCACCAGUUUCCUCCGACUCUGGGAGGGGAGCCGACUACUCUGGCCGUGUAAUCACAAGCUUCAGAUCCCCCACAGAGUCAGCACACAGGCCCCCUGAUUCUGACUGCCUCUCCUCCACCACCAUCUCAACUGGGAGCUACAUCACCUCCGACCCUGAGCAAAACUUAACCACUGAUAAAUCCCUACCACGCAAGCAUUUUGCGGAUGCAGGGCAAUCACGUUUACUCCACGUCUCCUCUCCAUCUGACCAAAGCUCAGCAGCAGCUCAUCCCGGUCCAGCUGUAGACUCUCUGUUCAAUGACAGCAGCAUCCAGCGCAUUAUUGACCGAUACACAAAGGAACUUAACAUCUCUCUCAGCACCACAGGGAAAACCACAGACGGUGAAGGUUCAUUCACAGAUGACCCUGGUCCUUCAGUUUCUCAGCAGUCUUUGGUUUGUGUCUCGGAGAGGAGCGGGGAGGAUGAAGGCUCUUCAACUCAUCAGUCUCCUCCGUCAGACACGGCAUCGGAACAGAGGAGAGGCCUGGUCAGUACAUCACGAUCUAUAAUCAAUCCAAUCCAAGAGCGAUCAUCCAGACAGGACCCGUCACUAGCAGAGGAGCAGGACUCCUUCAGACCUCUGAUUGGCCACCUGGUAGACCAGUCGUCCUGUCUCGCUGCUGACCAUAGAGACUCGACCAUGGAGCAACUGGUUGGUCAACCGUCAGCGCACUCGUCCAUGAUUGGUCAGUCGGUGUCAGUGAGCAUGGAUCAGGGUGGAUGGGAUUCAACGCUGAUGCGGAUGAUUGGUCGCCUCUCCCAUCAGUCGAGCUCUCACUGGCUGAGUGGUGGGCAGGACUUUUAUGCCGGCCAGCUGAUUGGCGAGAUGCCUUCAGAGCAGGCGACCACAUGGCUGGAUGAAGGAGGGGAGGAGACUCUGAUGAGACCACUGGUUGGGGAGCUGGAUGAGUCUGUUGGCCAGCACAGUGGAAGCUCAGGUGAAAGAACUCACGUGGACCUUGGUGUUUCAACUGAAGCCAGCAUGCCGUCGUAUCCAGUUUUACCUUCUGAAGCCUCCACACACAGGGCCUCCCUCCCAAGUGUGACCCCACAUUCACAGGAGCAGACCCCCCAGGACCGAGCCAGUUCAAUCACCCGGAGCCAAGAGAGGUCUGAAGUGUUUCCAGACUCUGACUCGUUCCACCCGUUACUGGCCGAGGUCACCCACAAUGAAACAUCAGACCCCUCCAUGAUGUUUCACCAGCCUGAUCAUGAUGCGCCAAACUCACCUGAAGGGCAGCCCACAAGGGAAGAUCCAAGUUUUUCCACUCCUUCUGAAGAGUUUGAAACCCACGAUGAUCCCUCUGUUGAGUCUGAAGAGUCACCCGAGCGUCUCAGAGCAGAGGAGCCAUCCAGCUGCACGACGGCUUCCCCAGCAGUACAUGAAUCCUUCUCCCAGCUGAUGACUUCCCAGCUCUAUUCCCAUGACUCUGUCCUUACAGUGUCUCCCAGCAAGAGGACAGAUGUGGCGUUAACAGCUCUGAAUCUGUUACAUUUAAAUAUGUGUGAUGAUUCAACUGCAGUGGGUUUGCCACAGCCGGAGGAAGCCGACGCUGACACAAACUGCAUUUCUAAAAAGAACAAAUCUUCAGUCCAAGAAUUAGAGUCUGCGCAGAGUUCAAACCUGAGGAAUGUGGCUUCUUUCUCAAAUAUGAUAAUGGAAGCUGCCUGUGAGAAGGGGAUCCUGGAGCAGUCUGAGAUAACCCUGGUGAGUCUGACAGACACGACACUGCAGGACCAAGAGACUACUCUCACUGAUGAAGAGGACAUUUGGGAAGACAGAAAUCCUGAUGGGUGGAAGGAGGAAGGACAGAGAGAACAGAAGACAGAGGUGUCGGAAUCAAUGUUGUUACUGCAUGAGACUCAAGAGGACAAAAACCAAAAGCAUCCAGAGGAGCUCCUGGAGUUUCAGUGGGGUGUUGUUGGUGGAAGCCUGCAGGACGUUAGUCAGCAGAAGCGCAGAGCUCUGAUCCAGAGAUCAUCCCGCAGAGUUGAGGAAAUAAAAGCCAAAGCUGCUCUUGCAAAGAUUCAGCCUAAGAUCCAAGUGCCAUCUAAAGCCAGAGAGCCGUCAAGAGCAAAGGAAUGUCAUCCAGUCUCCCGUAAGGCGAAGACCAACUCAGAGAGUCAACAUAAAGCUAACACUAAUUUAAAUGAAGGACCGGCUGAGCUGCACAGAACCACUGAGACAUCUGGCUUUAAACAUCAGAAAAAGGCCCAGUGCCCCCUUCCAGUGAGGGAUGCCAGGCUGAGAGAGGUGGAGGUGAAGCUCCUCACACCAGAGCAGAGAAAACAAGAUGUUUCUGAGAUGCACCAGAGAACUCAGAGACUGUACGAGCAGCUGGAUGAGGUGAAGCAUCAGAAAGCGAUCAGGAGCAAACAGGAAGCUUAUGCAAAAAACAGACUGAAGGCCAAAGAGUUCCACAAGAAAACUUUACAGAAACUUCGUGCCAAGCAGACGCUGCAGUGAUCGACUUUGAAUGUGUUUUUCUACUUUUUUAGAUUUAAGUUAUUUUGUGAAUUUUAUCAAUAAAGGUUUUUAAUUUA